Molecule: messenger RNA, 3421 nt
Organism: Cloeon dipterum
Lineage: Eukaryota; Metazoa; Arthropoda; Insecta; Ephemeroptera; Baetidae
Exons: 6
Coding region: 208-1443 (411 amino acids)
Cellular component (GO): membrane
Source: RefSeq, a predicted model, not a curated record
AACAUCUGCGCUGUGAGGUGCGAUGCGAUUCACUGCUGUUCCACCAACCAGGUUCGCUCGCAGAUCGAUCAACCAGCACUCACAUACAUACACACACAGGCCGAGCAGCGGCUGGUUCCAUAACGAGCGGGCAGCAACCCUUUGGAUAGGACGGCCACCCGCACCGGGCGGAUGCUUUGAGCCGAUCAUGGGUGAAACGGGGAAGGGAUGAAGCCGACGACCCUGCUGGUGUGCCUGGCCCCUUUGCUCGGCGCCUCAGAGGGGAGAAACGAGCCAUGCGUGGACAUCCACGGGCGACUGGUGGCGCCAGAUCUUCACUACGUACCUGGACCAGACACAUGCACUCUCUGCGUGUGCGACAAUGGCGCUCCAAAACUCUGCAAAGCAGUUCUUUGCUCACCACCAACGGACUGCAAAUCGUUCAGACUGGGCGCUUCAUGCUGCGAUUUUAUCUGCUUGGAUGAUACUCUUCACAAGAAUGAUAUGAUGAACGAUGACUUGGGCAUGCGACUUGUCGCUUGCGUCAUUAUGAUCAUCCUCUCUGUCUCGCUGUUUUUCUUUUUGGUGCACAGACUCAGGAAGAGGAAAAUUAGAGGCCGUCAAAAUAGGCAGCUGACAGAAGAGGACCAUUCAAUGGCAAGCAUCGGCUACAUUGCAGGCAGCAUUGGCUACCUCCCUGGCACCAUGGGUUACAUGCAGGACUCCAUUGACUGUCCUUACGACGCGGAUCCCAGGGUCAACUUUGCCCUGUGGAAGCCCCCGGAGAGCUAUUUUCCGAGGGGUGAAGCGCCGCCGCCUUACGAAGAGGCUGUGGCUGCAGCUCAGGCAGAGGCUGCCAACUCGUCAAGACCUACUCAAACCAAUGGCAGACCUGGCCAGGUAGUCGAAGUGCUCUCCGUAGCUCUGCCCGCAGCUGUGCAAAAUUCAGAGGUUGAAAACCAACAAGCUAUCAGCUCUGAUGCUUUUUAUGAAGACGUGCACGUCGCAGCUAGCUCCUCUGCGGUAGACUAUGUUAAUGUGGAGCAGACGAGGGAGAUGAUGGCCGCCGCCCUGGAGAGCAACCUAGCAGCCAUGAACGCUUUGAACCACAGCACGUGCAGCUGCCCUGACGAGAAUGAUGACUAUCGCAGCGAGUGUGAAAACUGCAAGAGCGCUAAUGAGCUGGAGCCAGUGGCGCUGCCACCUCAGGAGACAAUGACGCUGCAGCGGCGGCCACCCAGUGUGACACCCAAUACAGCCAAUGGCUACCGGACUAGCCUUACACUGCCCACCCGUAGGUCAAGGUCUGGGCUGCUGACCGAUUCACCGCCGUUCAGCGUGCACUUGCCGCCGCCGCCCAACUGGUCCGACUCAAGUAGUUCCAGUCGAUCACAGAGUCCAGACCAUUCCGACCUGAACAGAACGUCAAGCAACGGUCUCGACGAGGCUAGCACGCACAUGUGAAUCCUUCAAGGCAUGCUUCAUAAUUACCGGGGUGGACCAUUAUUCAAGUAAUCACUUCUAAACCACCUGAUAGUCAUUAAAUUUAGGAUCUACACACAUAAUUUAUCAUAUAAAACACCAGCGGUUAUGCUAUGUCCUGCAAGGGCUGCUGUGUGUGGAUCACAAAAAGCACGAGAUCCUUUGAAGGUAGUUUAAAGAUGGCAUAACUUAGUGAUCAUUGAUCUAGUUGAAUCUCAAAUUGACUAGAAUUAAGAUUUUAUUAAACGUCUGUGAUUCUCAACGAAAAAUCAUUAAUUUUGUGUGACAGUUUUUAAAUUAAAUAAUAAUGUAUAAUUGAUUUGUGCUACGUGUUAUUUACAUGAACGUUUCUCUUGUAGCUCUGAAGGAUCCACUCUCAUUGUCAGAGUCAUCCUAAAAAUGAAUUAAUUAAAUAUCUGUUCUUUGAUUGGCAACAAUUCUACUAAAAUUUAAUUUAACUUUUAAUAUUCUUAAUUUUUUUUAAUAUAAUUUUUUGUCACAUGGCAAUUAUUGCCAUCUCGAGUUUAACGCUACCUUCAAAGGACUCUGCGGAAUGCAGAUCAAGUAUCUUCAAACGUCGGCUCACAAAUGCUCACUUUUACAAUACGCGAAAUUCUUUUUAUACUGUGACAUGAUGUGAAAAAUCGGAAAUUAGGAACAAACCUUUACUCUCUUGGACACCCUUCAACACAAUCUCUGUCUCAUCAGGAAAACUAACCAGUUUUAGGGAAAAAUACUCGUACACUGAGGUUAGCUUGAGUAAUUCGAUCAUUCCUUUUAUGCUUACAUAAAGGUUUGGUGUUUUCGACAUUUAAGAAAAAUAAGAAACGAUUAAUUAUUCUAUCAAGAGAUUAUAUACGUACAAUGUGGUUUGAAUUUAGGCUUGAUUGUUGAUUUUUGAGCCUAAUGAAAAAAUAACACUCCUAUAAAGCAAAGGGAUAGUAAUGCGAUUGUUGAUCUCGGCGGCCUGCCUCCUUUUGCAAAGAGCAAUUAUUAGCAUUUAAUGAAUUGCACAAGUCUUUCCAGCAAAGGAGGUGGCUUGUUCCGAUGUUGUGGCGACGGGCACAUUUGAUGCAAGUAAGACUGAUCCAAAUCAGUUAUUGAAACAAUAAAAAGCAAUUAAAACCUGCAGGGAGGUUGCAUACAACGUGGAAGAAAUAAAAUGCAUAAAUUGAUGCACCGGGUGAUUUUGAUCAUAUACAACACCGAGUGGCUUUAAAGCAGGACAGAAAAGAAUCGAAUUUAUGGCUUACAAGUAAAUUCCUUUCAAAUACAAUACUUCUUGCGAUACACAUUCCCCAACAGUUGCCGAUUUGAUGUUGCAAACUACUUUUAUGUCUCUCGACUUCUAUGAACCAUCAUCUGUGUUUUUGUAUAAGUCUCUAAAAAUGACAUCCGUUGGCCUAAAAUUGUCACUUUGGAUCUGAUUUUUUGGGCAGGAGAGUGAUGCUAGAUAUGCGCGUGUUGUUAUCAGACCAACUGGAUUGAGUCCCUCUCUGUACCUUAAUACAUUCCUUUCAUGUGAAAAUAUUAAGCAUUAUGUCAUCACAAACAUAAUUAUUGUCUUUUGCAGUAAGUUGUAAGAAAAUAAUUUUUGAUUUCACAUGAUUAAAUUGACUGACCCUUAAAUCACUCAUAUUAUGUCACUCUUUAUUUUUAUGUCCAUUAUAUUUAGGCAAUUUGAUGUACAAAAAUUGAUAUUUACUGUUUUAUGUUAAGAGAUGCAAUAACUUUCAAUUAAACUCUUUAAUAAUAGUACAUUGCUUAUUAUAUAUAUGCUGAUUUUGUAUAUUGUUUAUUUUAUGAGAGAUAUAUAUAUGUGUGGGUCGUGAAGGUGCAAAGGAUUUUUACAAUUUUAUUCAUAAAAGCGUGGCUCUCAAAUGGCAGAUAGCACAAAACUCCUUUGCACAUUCGCAGUAACCAGCAAAGCUUUUUUAAAAUAAAAUGAUGUUGCCCUCAA